Messenger RNA from Penaeus monodon (black tiger shrimp), 1341 nucleotides. The record is from the annotation of a RefSeq genome assembly. Lineage: Eukaryota; Metazoa; Arthropoda; Malacostraca; Decapoda; Penaeidae.
AUGUUAAAAUUCUUAUUAUCUUGUAUUAUAUUGAUACUGCUGGUAAAUAACUGAUGAGCUGUUCAAAGUUCUUUAUUUAUUCUUUCUUUCUUAAUAAUUAUUUAUUGUCAUCAUGAUUUUUACAAUUACAUAAUAGGGUGAUGUUUCAGAGUUGAUUCUUUGGGUUAUAUCCUAAUCUUAUUAAGUUUUUGGAUUACUGCUCUCGUUGUUUGCUCAAGACAAAAAGUUUUAAAAGAUAAUAACUAUCCAUCUCUAUUUUUACUGGUUAAUAUCUUUCUUUUAUUUUUUUUAUUAAUAACUUUUUCAGUUAAUGAUUACUUGUUGUUUUAUAUCAGUUUUGAGAGAUCUUUAAUUCCUACUUUAGUUCUUAUUUUAGGUUGAGGUUAUCAGCCCGAACGAUUGCAGGCUGGGGUAUAUAUGUUAUUUUAUACUCUAUUUGCUUCAUUACCUCUUUUACUAUCUUUAAUUAGUUUAUAUAAUAUAAGAGGCAGCUUAACUUUAGGUUUAGUAGAAAAUGUAGAGGGAAGAGGUUUUAUCUCCUGUUUAUGAUAUGUGGUAACUGUCUUUGCUUUUAUUGUAAAAUUACCUAUAUUUUUAGUUCAUUUAUGAUUACCAAAAGCUCAUGUAGAAGCACCUGUUGCGGGUUCAAUAAUUCUGGCAGGCGUUUUAUUAAAACUAGGAGGUUAUGGAUUGAUUCGAGUAUUAUUUUUAUUUGGGGAAGCCAACAAGAGUAUAUCUUGAUUGUGAAUUAGAAUUAGUUUAGUAGGAGGGGUAGUAGUAAGUCUGAUAUGUUUACGUCAAGUAGAUAUAAAGGCUUUAAUUGCUUAUUCUUCUGUAGCUCAUAUAGGUCUUGUUUUAUCAGGUCUUGUAGUAUUUGGUUGAUGAGGUUUAAAUGGGGCAGUAGUAGUUAUAAUUGGUCACGGUUUAUGUUCUUCUGGUUUAUUCUGCUUGGCUAAUAUGGUUUAUGAGCGAGUAGGGAGUCGAAGAUUAUUAAUUAGUAAAGGAUUAAUAAAUUUUAUACCUAGAAUAGCAUUGUGAUGAUUCCUUUUGAGAGCAGGUAACAUGGCUGCUCCUCCUACUCUAAAUCUCUUAGGUGAAAUUAGAUUAAUUAUUAGAGUAGUAUCAUGAAGAAAGGUAAGAAUAUUAUUCAUUGCUUUAUUAUCUUUUUUUAGAUUUAGUUAUACUUUAUAUAUAUUUUCUUUAAGACAACAUGGUAAAUACUACAGAGCUUUAUUUUCAUGUUGCUCCGGUAAGGUUCGAGAAUAUCUGAUCUUAAUACUACAUUGGUUACCUUUAAAUGCUUUAAUUUUAAAAAGAAGAGUGCUUAUGUGUUUAUUAUAA